GUGUGUGUGCGUGUGUGUGUCGCACCACCAUGCCGAGGUCUUUCCUGGUGAAAAAGGUGAAACUGGAUGAUUUCUCCACCGCGGAUGAUUUGGAGAGCGCCUACCGGCCCAGGACGGAGCUCAGCCUGCGGCUACAUGACAAGGCUGGCUACAUCAGCGACUACAUCAGCCCGUCGGUGUACGACGGCGAGAGCGACGGCGGGAUCAAGGUGCCCUCGCCGGACCCCCUCUACGACGGCAUCCACAGUGACUAUGGAGCCCCGGACUCGGAGUCUCCCGACAGCCCGGGCUCCGAGCUCACCGACGGCUACAUCAACGGCGACGCGGCGGUCAGCGACGGCUACUCGGUGGACGCCUUUUACAUCACGGAUGGCCGCUCGAGGAGGAAAGCCAUGGGGAGCCCUCGCAGCAUCCAGAGGCACACGUGCAACGAAUGCGGCAAGACCUACGCCACCUCGUCCAACCUGAGCCGACACAAACAGACGCACCGCUCGCUGGACAGCAAGCUGGCCAAAAAAUGUCCCACCUGCGGCAAGGUGUACGUGUCCAUGCCCGCCAUGGCCAUGCACCUGCUGACGCACGACCUCAAACACAAGUGCGACGUGUGCGGCAAAGCCUUCAGUCGGCCGUGGCUCUUGCAGGGCCACAUGCGCUCGCACACGGGCGAGAAGCCCUUCGGCUGCGCCCACUGCGGGAAAGCCUUCGCGGACCGCUCGAACCUGCGCGCUCACAUGCAGACGCACUCGGCCUUCAAGCACUUCAAGUGCAAACGCUGCAACAAGACCUUCGCGCUCAAGAGUUACCUGAACAAGCACUACGAGUCGGCCUGCUUCAAAGGCCCCUUCUCUCCUCUCGGGCCCCUGGAUGCAUGACCCCCCCGUACCACUUGCAAAAAAGACCACAAACUCGCCAUUUUCCCUACAAAUGGACACAAACCAUCUAUUUUGUGUUCCGAUCUGGCUUUUGCUUCCUUGCUCACAUUCUGCAACUCGCUUGCCCCCGCGGCCAGUUAAUGGUGAUGAUGAUAGCACAAUUUCUCUCCUCGCGAUGAAGGAUGGAACCGUUUUACGCAUGCAAAAACUCUUGACUUUUUCCUCCCUGUUCCGGAUAGAGACAAUAACGACACAAACACGGCUUUUAUCUGGCAUGGAGGCGCGGGUCAGACUUUCAGGAGGAUGACAAUAGCGACAGCAAGCUAACGGUUGUUGGCUUCCUCUCUGCACUUCUACGCGUAGAAAGAGGGUUUUUUUCUUUCCCUAUGGCUUUUGGAAGAAUAAUCGUAAUAAUUAUAGUAAUAACAAUGAUAAUAACGCUUAUGUUCUUCUGCACCAAGUGACCAUAUUCUCUCCACUACCGAGGUAGAAAAAAACAAACCUCCCCCUAUUUAUAUAUUUAUUUAUUUAUUCCUUCAUUUUGCUAUUUAUUAGUUACUUAUUUGUCAAGUAAGUUUUUUAUGUUGCACUUUACUUUUUAUUUACUUCCUAUUUCUACCACAACAGGCCAAAGCAUAUGCCACAGUUUUUUUUCGUUUUGUUGUAGGGUUUUUAUUUUUUUAAUAUAAUGGUUAUUUGCAUGCAAAAAAAUUGAAUCUAUGCCAACAUCAUAUGAAGCUUUAUUUUUGUUCUUUUUAAAUUUUUAAUUUUUGUGUCUUUUUUGGGGGGGCAGAAAUGUAAUAGAUGAGGGCAAUAUUUUUCUCUUGGAGCCUCCGCAGAUUUUUUUCAAAGCAAUAAUCACACUAAUGCAUGGUAUUUUAUGAUGAAUUUACGAAGUAUUACCUACUACUGUAUAGCAGUUUUAAAAAUCAGGUAUGUUUUACUUCAUCGAUAGUUAUACACAGAAAAAGACAAACAUUGCAGACAUCAGGGAACAUGCCAAUGUAGUGUUAGCAAAACAAAAAGAAACAAAAUGUCUUUCCUCUCGUUAUGCACUGCCUGCCUCUUAGUGAGUAGAACUAACGUAGGAUUUGGAGAGGGGGGAGGGAGGCGAGGAGCUGGGAUCAGCGACUUGCUGGAUUUGGUGCCUGUUGUUCAUUUCAGUCCUGGAUAAAUAAACACGUGUAACACCGAUCAUCAAAAAUUCAAACAGGUAUAAGACUGCAGUGGAGGCUGUGACGUGAAGGGGCAUCCAAGUUGCCAAGUGUUCAACUUGAAUGCAAUGCAUUAUUCAACCGCACAUCAAGUGUGCUUUCUUAGACCGCGGAAAAAGCGCGCACUUAUGGCUGGAUGGCCUGGCACCUUCACAGUUACAACUCCACCCCCCGCAUACUGUACAUUAUUCUGCAGCAGGCACCAUUCAUUUCUAUUGAGCCAACCAACAGGAUUAACACGCAAGUCAUAUAAGGUCCCUGAACAAUACACGGCGAGAGUGUUGAGCAAUACGGCUGAUAACAGUGUGGCUGAACCCAGCUCUCUAAGCCGCCCCCCCACCCAAAAAAAAAAAAAACAUCCGCUGUAGAUUCCUGGAGCUUCCCUGGAGACGCUCACAGGACACACACAACUGUGCCAAAACAUUUGUGCUGGGUAAUGACGAGUUGGCGUUACGUAAUGUGGAAAAGACUCUCACGCGAGCACACACUCGGAGCGACCCGGAGAGAACAUCUGCGUUGUCUGAACUCGGCACCCCAGUCAAGCUCCCUACAAUUGGAGAUAAGAGGUUUAAUAUGAACAAGUGAUUCUUCUAAAAAAGAACUUGGGAUAAUUGCGUCAGUUCCUCGGGCGUGUGUAACCUUUAGUUAAUCUCACUUUGAGAUGAAGAUGCUGAGUUUAAUCGGGAGAUUAUUCAAUUAGUGAUUUGCCUUCCACUGCGCAUUAUUUUAAGGUGACAAGGAUAAAAAAAAAAAAGAGUUUGCACUGAACAUGCACUUAUGCCCUACUUUUACCUUCAUCUCUGAUCGAAACUAACAGCUCUUGUAUGAAGACAAACGCUUCUGAGAAUGUUGUGAAGGCGGCAAUUUUGUCAAAAGGGUGUUAUGUUGCAGCCGUCGAUCUCAUCUUGAGCUCUUUGAAAAAUGAGUCUCAAUAGCCGAAAUAUUUUUAGCCGGGAAUUAAAAAAAAAAAAGCAAAGCAAAACAUAAAAAGAAUAGAAGAACAAAAUCCACGGAGAUGAAGAUAAAGUGGGAAAAUUUGUUGACUGUGAAAUCGAUACAAUACCAUAAAGGAGCUUAAUAGCAGAUAAGAAAUAAGAGAAUUAUGUGAAGAACAUGCACAGGAAUAAUUCAAAUGGAAGUCAGCAGAACGCAGACCUCCGCUAAGGCGAUACAAUCCUCAUUCUGUCUCGUUUGAUUGGCAGAAUAAUGAGCGUGAUUAUGUUCCACUCCUGUCCUGUAGGUGGCGGUCAAGAGUAUUACAAGACUGAACAAAAUAACGAUGAUUGUUGAUGACUUGCUCACAACCCUCCCAAACCGACAAGGACAUAAAACGAGGUUUCAAAACGAUGAAAAAAAAAAAAUCAAACCUGCUUCCCCCGAAUGCGCAGAAACCGCGGCCCACUCAAUCGUCAAUAAUAUCCGGCAAAUUCCUUCCAAGCACGUGUAAUGUAUUUCUUAACAAAUCUCCGAAUUCUCCCGCCAGGUUCUUUAAGAGCAAUAAUCACCUGAAAAUACGGUGUUUGAUCACAAGGUUCAGGUUUGGUUGCAGUUGUGCGUCUCCUUGUGAGAUCUUUUGCUCUCCAAGCACUUCCAUUCCAAUCAUGUCCACCUUCAAAGAAAGUAGCACAAUGAAACUAACUAGAAUUCAGGUAGAGAAGAAUUGAAAACUUGUACUAGCUUGACCUCUCUUCUUUUUUCUUUCUUUCCUUCUUUUUUUUUUUUUGUAUUUUCGAGCUGAAGGGCGCUACGUUGACCGAACUAAUCACUUCUUGGACGAUGGGUCCGUAAGGCUUUGUGAGGCGUUUUUAACCGCUGUACAGUGAUAUCUGACACGAUUAAUCUCAGGAGAUUCUUGGCUCUCGGGUGCAGAGGCAGGAUCUCCUGAGUCUUUUGAGCCAGUAUUUAGACAAUGUAAGCACAAUGAACACAAAGCAUUUUGUGGCACUUCAUAAUAAAGAACUAUCUUAACCAAUAAA
Messenger RNA from Hippocampus zosterae (dwarf seahorse), 4062 nucleotides. Its product is annotated as transcriptional repressor scratch 1-like. Gene Ontology annotation, biological process: regulation of DNA-templated transcription. NCBI's taxonomy places the organism in Eukaryota, Metazoa, Chordata, Actinopteri, Syngnathiformes, Syngnathidae. The transcript has 2 exons. Gene Ontology annotation, molecular function: DNA-binding transcription factor activity, RNA polymerase II-specific; RNA polymerase II cis-regulatory region sequence-specific DNA binding. The coding region runs from base 30 to 872 and encodes 280 amino acids. The record is from RefSeq and is a predicted model, not a curated record.